Talaromyces marneffei is the source of this 3018-nucleotide messenger RNA. RefSeq lists its product as uncharacterized. Gene Ontology annotation, biological process: mismatch repair. The coding region runs from base 1 to 3018 and encodes 1005 amino acids. The transcript has 3 exons. Lineage: Eukaryota; Fungi; Ascomycota; Eurotiomycetes; Eurotiales; Trichocomaceae. Gene Ontology annotation, cellular component: nucleus. Gene Ontology annotation, molecular function: ATP binding; mismatched DNA binding; ATP-dependent DNA damage sensor activity. The record is from RefSeq and is a predicted model, not a curated record.
AUGCAAGCUCGUGCUUCUUGUGCAAGAAAAUUUAUAGCUACGAGCUUAAGAUCAGCCGCCGUCGUCAAUGGCGCCCAACAUGCGGCAAUCAGCAGCCUUGCGCGUCGGCCCACAUGUCGAGCUCCAACAACUCUUCGAAUCACCGUACCAUUUGCACGAGGCGCGAAGACAAAGACUAAAGUGAAGUUGAAAGACCUUCCUCAAGGUGCACUGAAGCUAGAGACGUACAACGAUGGCACGGAUGAAGCCCCUCGAUACCCUAAGGUGGUUCAAGACCAUAGGAAUAAUAUGGAAAAGUUCAAAAACUGCGUGGUACUGACUAGGGUAGGAAGCUUCUACGAACUUUACUGGGAACAAGCAGAAGAGUUAGCCCCCCUACUCAAUAUCAAACUUGCAUCGAAGAAGACGAACGCAGGGCCGGUCCCAAUGGCGGGUUUCCCUUUUUUCCAACUGGAUCGAUUCCUCAAGAUUCUCGUACAAGACCUGCAAAAGUACGUUGCCCUGAGUGAAGAAUUUCUGAAUCCGGUCGAGGAAAAAUCGAAAUCCGGGGGGCUCCUGUUUGACAGAAGGGUAACCCGAGUCAUCACGCCAGGAACGCUGAUAGACGAAAAUUUCAUCGACACCUCACAGAACAACUUCUUACUAUCGCUGUAUAUUGAUACAACUUACUUUGAAGGGCAGUCUCCAGAAGGGGACAGAUCAUCAUCUAUCACACACCUACUAUCCUCGUCGACGGGACGUGUCGGCUUGGCCUGGAUGGAUCUGUCCACUGGCGAUUUCUACACCCAGGUCACUACAACGCAGAUGCUUCCGUCAGCGAUUGCCCGAAUCGGCGCUCGAGAAAUAGUUGCAGAUCAACGAUUGCAGAAUCUGCUAGCUCAGGAGCUGCAGAUGUUGGUAGGUGUAGACCAUCAAUUACUCACCUUCUUUGACGCGCCUACCACCGCACAACCCAUGUCCGAAUGGGGGGAAAUGCUAGAGGCUCCUGUGCCGUCUGAAACUGCUUCGACAUUCACAAAUGAAGAGGUGGCAGCCGGAUUCAAUCUUCUUGAAUAUGUUCGUGUUCAACUGCAAGGAGUUGGCACGAAACUUCAGCCUCCUCGGCGACGGCAUCUAGACGAAUCCAUGGGCAUUGACCGCAGCAGUCUUCGCGGCUUGGAGAUAUUAGAAACCGCCAGGGAUGGAUUAGGCAAAGGAAGUCUUCUACACGCAGUGCGAAGAACGGCUACCAAGAGCGGAGCCCGUCUCCUUCGAGACCGAUUAAUUUCGCCUUCAACAUCCCUGUCUGUGAUUCAGGAACGCCUUGACCUUGUCACAUAUUUUCUUCAGGAUGAAGAAAUCCGAGACACUAUAAUAUCGCUUUUGAAAAGAAGCUACGACUCUCAACGUCUUGUGCAGAAAUUCACGCUGGGUAGAGGAGAUCCAGACGAUUUAAUCUAUUUAUCCAGGGCCAUUGAAGCUUCCCGAGAAGUGCUCAGGGCUUUGUCAAAUCGGCAAACCAAUCCCACUUCUGAAACUGAUACGAAUCGUCAGAGUGUCGAUAAUUUGAUCCGCAGACUACAUCUAGAUGGUCCGACACAGCUUGCUGAGAAAAUUCUCGCUGCGAUUGAUGAAGAGGCUCUGUUACAAAAACAUCGCAUCGAAGAUAGUCAAGCGGCGGAGGCUGCACAACUCACACAAGAUGUCGUUCUCAGCGAAGGACUGCCCGAAGACGUUGAGUCUAUGCCUCGAAAAGUGCGUUUCAAGACAACGGGACGACCUGGUUUUGCGGUCGAUUCCAUUCGCGGCGACAUAGACAUUUGGAUUAUGCGACGUGAUGCUAGCAAUGCUCUACGACGGUUGCACGAACGUCUAGAUGAGCUUGAAGAAGAGAAAUCAGCUCUAACUAACCGAUUACAAGAGGAUGCCGGAUCUUCCGCGCUGACACUGAAAUGGUCCCCGAGCUUAGGAUACAUAUGCCAUGUCAAAGGAGCCAAGAUCUCCCAAGAAGCCCUCGAAGAUCUCGGUGUCACGCGGAUCGUUUCAUCCACGAAAUCCACGCGUUCAUUCUACUUGCCAGCAUGGUCGCAGUUAGGUGAACGGUUAGACAAGCUAAAGAAACACAUCCGUGCUGAGGAACAACAAAUUUUCGAAGAGCUUCGCCGAGAAGUCAUCCUCAAUCUCGUGAAGAUUCGCCGCAACGCAAGUGUGAUGGACGAAUUAGACGUCGCUUGCUCCUUUGCAACACUGGCGAAAGAGCAGAGCAUGGUACGACCUAUCCUGAACACUGGCACCUCGCAUCGUAUUGUUGGCGGUAGACAUCCGACAGUGAAACUUGGGCUUGAAGAACAAGGGCGACGUUUCGUCAGCAAUGAUUGUUUCAUCGGUGAUGAGGAGCGCAUUUGGCUGAUAACCGGUCCAAAUAUGGGAGGGAAGAGCACGUUCUUGCGUCAGAAUGCAUUAAUCACAAUUUUGGCACAGGUUGGAUCCUUUGUUCCCGCAGAAUACGCCGAAAUUGGCAUCGUCGACCAGGUAUUCAGCCGGAUCGGUGCAGCGGAUGAUCUGUUCAGAGAUCAAUCAACUUUCAUGGUAGAGAUGCUUGAGACGGCCGCGAUCUUGAAGCAAGCAACACCUCGAUCUUUUGUGAUUAUGGACGAAGUCGGACGAGGAACAACUCCUGAGGACGGCACCGCCGUUGGAUACGCAUGUCUCGAACAUUUGUACAAUGUGAAUCAAUGCCGAACUCUGUUUGCAACACAUUUCCAUGCGUUGAUAGACAUGACUGUUGGGUUUGAAAAACUUAGCGCUUAUUGCACAGAUGUCAAGGAAAGCCCUUCUGGCUCGUUCUCGUUUGUGCACAAGCUGCGCAAAGGCGUCAACCGGCAGUCACAUGCGCUAAAGGUAGCUCGUCUGGCUGGUCUUCCGGAAGCCGCAAUUACCGUGGCAGAGAAUGUGCUCCGCCAGAUGGGGGCAUCCAACGAGACUGACUGGGCAGACUGGUCGAAGCAUAGAGUCGAGUCUAAAGCUGCUAGUGGAUGA